Messenger RNA from Hemiscyllium ocellatum (epaulette shark), 3293 nucleotides. RefSeq names its product mitochondrial fission process 1 (gene mtfp1). NCBI's taxonomy places the organism in Eukaryota, Metazoa, Chordata, Chondrichthyes, Orectolobiformes, Hemiscylliidae. Gene Ontology annotation, cellular component: mitochondrion. The transcript has 4 exons. Bases 224 to 718 code for a protein of 164 amino acids. Gene Ontology annotation, biological process: mitochondrial fission. The record is from RefSeq and is a predicted model, not a curated record.
AGACUGGAGGGAAGGAAGCAUGUUUAAAAUUAACCCUUUUAACAAACAGUGUUGUCAAGGCAGAUUCAGCAUCUUUCUGGAGCAUCUCCCCACCUCUGCUGUUUGUGUCAGAGGCGGAUGUUUGCAGCUUAGUCUGGAAGACUGACAGUGACACGGGAUUGGUUACAUUUUUGGUGAAUGUAUCAACAGCUGCGGCGCAGCUAACAUCAGGAUCGGGAGCGCAAUGAGCAAGGCUGGGGAGCAGGACAAGGUCGACAUCUAUCGGGAUACUUGGGUCCGUUUUCUGGGAUAUGCUAAUGAAGUUGGUGAAGCUUUCCGGGCACUAGUUCCUGUAGGACUGGUCUGGGCUACUUAUGGCAUAUCAACUGCAUAUGUUACAGCUGAUGCAGUUGACAAGGGGAAGAAAGCAGCCGUUGCUCAUGGAGACAAACCUGGAAAAACAAUGACUGUCGGUGUCGCUGUGGUGGAUACGUUCAUCUGGCAAGCAUUGGCCUCAGUUAUAAUUCCAGGAUUCACCAUCAAUCGAUUGUGUGCAGCUUCCCUUUUCUUACUUCGGAAAACUACAAGGUGGCCACUGCCUGUGAGAAAGUGGACGACAACUGCUAUUGGCCUGUCUGCCAUCCCAGUCAUUAUAACUCCCAUUGACCGGUCUGUGGACUUUCUUUUGGAUUCUACAUUAAGAAAGUUAUAUGAAUCAGAAGAAAAACACAAACCGUAACCAAAGGCAAUUGGAACUGUAGCCAGUUUAAUAUUUGUGUACAUUGUAAAGCUUUAAAUUACAUUGCAAAGCAAUGAACUCUGUACUCCAACUCUGGAAAACUAGUCUCCACUUUUAAGACAAUGGGCUUUAGAUGCUGGAAAGUAGAUGCUUGUUUUGUCUUUGUAAUUACAUUGCUGUACAAUAUUGAUUUUGUGCAGGAAAAUUGAAAACAUCUUUAUACACACACAAUCACUGAAUCCUUCAAGAAUUGAGUGGUUAGAGAAUGAUUUUGAAUAUCACUAUUACAUUGAAUUAAAUGAGUAGAGAUGUCAAGUGACCCAAGGAUGGUUACCCACCUUGAAUUGUACACUUAGUUUAUGGAAAAAAUAUCCAUCAUAUUUCACUAUUUUAAAACUACAUUGUAAAGCACUCAUUGGUUAGAACACACUGCCUGUGCUUUGUGGGUAUAGAAACACAACUUGAGGAAAGUGCUCCUCUGUCUCCUUUACCUUCACAGCAGCUCCAAAAUCCAAUGAAACAUAACACUGGUGUUGCCUGGAGAUAAGAAUUGGAUAGGUCUACUCUGUAAUAAUCAACCUUUCUCUCAGAGAAACUAGAUCUCAAUCUGUGCCACAGCACAAGUAAGACCCAUAUCAUGCCUCCUAUAAAACAGUUGAGCACAAAAUAGUCCAUUGGGGUGAAGCUAUAAUAGAAGUUUAUAAAAUCAUGAGGUGUAAAGAUAGGGUUACUGGUAGGUAUCUUUUCUCUAGGAUGAGGGGUUUCAAAACCAGGGAACAUAUUUUUAAGAUGAGGGGCACUUUUUUACAUCAAGGAUGGUUCACAUCUGAAAUUACCUUCCUGAGGAAGUGGUGGAUGCAGGCAUAGAUCUAACAUUUAAAAGACACUUCGAUAAGUACAUGAAUGCCAGAAGAGAUAGGUCAUAGAGAUGUACAGCAUGGAAACAGACCCUUCAAUACAACUCGACCGUGCCAACCAGAUAUCCUAAAAUAAUCUACUCCCAUUUGCCUGUAGACCUCUAAACCCUUCCUAUUCAUAUACCCAUCCAGAUACCUUUUAAAUGUUGUAAUUGUACCAGCCUCCAUUACUUCCUCAGGGAGCUCAUUCCAUACACGGAACACCCUCUGCGUGAAAAAUUUGCCCCUCACGUCCCUUUUAAAUCUUUCUCUCCCCUUAAACCAAUGUCCUCUAGUUUUGGACUUGCCCACCCUAGGAAAAGAACUUGUCUACUUAUCAUAUACAUGCCACUCAUAAUUUUAUAAACCUCUGUAAGGUCAGCCCUCUUCUUCCAACACUCCAGGGAAACUAGCCCAGCCUAUUCAGGCAGGUGGGACUAGUUUAGUUUGGGAUUAUGUUCAGAAUGGACUGGUCGGACCAAAGAGUUGGUUUGUGCUGUAGGUCUCUGAUUAUUAGUGAAGUGGUUUCAGUAUCAGUAGUAUUUAAUUGAGAUACAGUAUACCAAACUAUAUUAUAUCUAUUACACAAGGAUUUGCAUAAUAUUCUAAAUGAAAAAGACAGUUCUCAAAACAGUAUUAUCACUUGAGUUGGUCAAUGAGUAGUAUUGAGAUAAUAGUGUUUUUUCAUAUGUCAUAAAGCUGCACCUAUUGCCUUGGGACUCACUGGCAAUAGUGUCAAAGAAAUGAAAUAUCUUAGUGGAAUUAGAAAAUUAAAAAAAUAAAUUUUAAAAGAUCCUACUCCAGUCACUUUAAGCUUCUAGUCACUUAAGGGCAUAUGAGAGUCCGAGAGAUAAAUCCGAUAAUUCUCUCAAAGUUCAACUAAAAUGGACACAACAACAAAUCUGCCCAAUUUACAUCAGUUUCGUGGCAAUAUUCCCUAAGAAAUGCCAGUCAGAAUCAAGCAGGAUACAGGACAGAAACUACCUCUUGUAUUUCUUGUACAGUUCUAGACUUUGGUCUUGCGUUGUUACUUUCUAGCCUUGUUACUCCAUCUGAUUUCCAAAAUCAAUUCUUUGGAUCAUGAGUGAGAACUCUAUUAGUGAGUUACUCUAUCAUAUGAGCAACACUGAAUUUUUGUGAAAUAGGUGCCAGGACAUUAAAUGAGGUGUCAACUUGAAAUAACUAGAAGAUCUCAGCUGCACAAAUUCACUACUGUCUACGUGUAGACUAAAAUAGAAUUAACUCACUUGUGCAAAGCUAAGACGUUCGGAUAUAAUAUAAUGUUGUAUGACAGCACUGAAUCUUGCACCCAAUCUUGUAUAAUUGAAGUGGGUGUCCCAGGGAUGUAUCAAGCUAAAAGUCAUUGGACUUGCAAGAUCCUCACAGCCUAGACUUGAGUGAAUAAUGCUCACUUGGUUGAGGUGCAAUGUAAAAAGUGCCCUUGAGAUCUUACCUGAGCAAGAAUCAUGAGUGGCUAAUGUGAUAAAAUCGAACUUGAGGUGUUGGGUGAAUGACUGCUUCAUAUUUUAAAAUAAUGAAGUAGUUAUUUUAAAAACAACAAUAAAAAGUAUCAGGACUAAGAAAAUGAAGUACCAUCAGUCUUUAUGGGCUAAAGUCAUCUUUGUAAUUUGAAGCACCAGAGACAAAAGAAAAUUGGCAAUAAAAGCAUUAAACACUCA